AUGGGGCUGGGUUCAAUCGCCUCUCGGGCUCUUCGAUCCAAUACACUCCGACCCGGACACACCAACCUCCUCCGCCGCUCCAUCGUCACCACCACUGAGCUCCGCAACGCCGAAGCUGCCCAAGCCCAGCCGGAAACCCCGCCGCCCGAUCUCCCACCCAGGACUCCCGUCGCUGGGGCCCGCGUCCACUUCCCCAAUCCUGAAGAUGCUAUCGAAGUCUUUGUUGAUGGAUACCCGGUGAAAAUCCCCAAGGGUAUGACAGUUCUUCAGGCCUGCGAGAUCGCCGGCGUGGACAUUCCGCGGUUUUGCUACCAUAGCCGUCUCUCUAUCGCCGGUAACUGCCGUAUGUGUCUCGUCGAGGUCGAAAAAUCCCCCAAGCCCGUCGCUUCUUGCGCCAUGCCAGCACUCCCUGGGAUGAAGAUUAAGACCGAUACACCUCUUGCAAAGAAAGCGCGAGAAGGUGUGAUGGAAUUCUUGCUGAUGAAUCACCCUUUGGAUUGCCCAAUCUGUGAUCAAGGUGGAGAAUGUGAUCUCCAAGAUCAGUCCAUGGCUUUUGGUUCUGAUCGGGGCCGUUUCACCGAGACAAAAAGAUCUGUGGUCGAUAAAAAUUUGGGCCCUCUGGUCAAGACUGUCAUGACUAGGUGUAUUCAGUGUACCAGAUGUGUCAGAUUUGCCACUGAAAUUGCUGGAGUUCAGGAUCUUGGCAUGUUGGGUCGUGGAAGUGGAGAAGAAAUUGGAACUUACGUUGAGAAGCUUAUGACAAGUGAACUAUCUGGAAACGUCAUUGAUAUUUGCCCUGUGGGUGCCUUGACUUCAAAACCAUUUGCGUUCAAAGCUCGCAAUUGGGAGUUGAAGGGAACAGAGAGCAUUGAUGUCACUGAUGCUGUUGGUUCAAACAUUAGAAUUGAUAGUAGAGGUCCAGAGGUUAUGCGUGUUGUGCCACGAUUGAAUGAGGAUAUCAAUGAGGAAUGGAUAUCGGACAAAACUCGCUUCUUUUAUGAUGGUCUAAAGAGGCAGAGACUGAAUGACCCCAUGAUUCGUGGUCCAGAUGGCCGCUUCAAGGCUGUGAGUUGGCGUGAUGCUCUUGCCGUGGUGGCUGAGGUCAUCCACCAAGUAAAAGCUGAUGAAAUUGUUGGGGUAGCUGGUAAGCUGUCCGAUGCAGAAUCCAUGAUGGCGUUGAAAGAUUUUUUGAAUAAAAUGGGGUCAAAUAAUGUUCUUUGUGAGGGUAAUGGUCCGAAUCCAAAUGCGGACUUGCGGUCUGGAUAUAUUAUGAAUACCAGCAUUAGUGGCUUAGAGAAUGCAGAUGUCUUCCUCUUGGUUGGCACCCAGCCAAGAGUAGAAGCUGCGAUGGUAAAUGCUAGAAUACGCAAAACUGUUCGAGCCACCCAAGCUAAGGUUGGUUAUGUUGGCCCAGCAACUGACUUAAACUAUGACCACGAGCAUCUUGGUACCGGCCCUCAAACUCUUUCUGAAAUUGCCAAGGGUAGUCACCCUUUCUCUUCAACCCUCAUGAAUGCUAAAAAUCCUUGUAUCAUUGUCGGUGCUGGUAUUUUUGAGCGUGAUGACAAGGAUGCUAUCUUCUCUGUUGUUGAGGCCAUUGCUGAACGUGCAAAGGCUGUUCGACCAGAUUGGAAUGGGAUGAAUGUAUUGCUGCUCAAUGCCGCUCAAGCUGCCGCCCUUGACCUUGGACUUGUUCCAGAAUCUGAUAAAGGCAUAGAAUCUUCUAAGUUUAUCUAUUUGAUGGGUGCCGAUGACGUGAACUUGGAGAAAAUUCCUGAGGAUGCCUUUGUGGUUUACCAAGGCCACCAUGGGGACCGCAGUGUCUAUCGAGCCAACGUGAUUCUCCCUGCAUCAGCCUUCUCUGAGAAAGAAGGUACCUAUGUGAAUACAGAAGGUUGUGCUCAAACUACUGUACCAGCAGUCCCCACAGUAGGUGAUGCUAGGGAUGACUGGAAAAUUGUUCGAGCUUUGUCCGAGGUGGCAGGUGUAAUUCUACCUUAUGAUUCCCUUAGUGCUAUCAGAUCUCGAAUGAAGACUGUUGCGCCAAAUCUAGUGAAUGUAGAUGAGAGAGAGCCAGCAACCUUUUCUUAUUCUUUGAAGCCUGAGUCGCAACAGAAAAUAAGCACAACUCCAUUUAAAGCGGCGGUGGAAAAUUUCUACAUGACUGAUCCCAUAACUAGGGCAUCCAAGGUCAUGGCCCAAUGCAGCGCCUUAUUGUCGAAAAAGUGA
Oldenlandia corymbosa var. corymbosa is the source of this 2229-nucleotide messenger RNA. Lineage: Eukaryota; Viridiplantae; Streptophyta; Magnoliopsida; Gentianales; Rubiaceae. The record is from the annotation of a GenBank genome assembly.